Messenger RNA from Benincasa hispida (wax gourd), 1168 nucleotides. Its product is annotated as heavy metal-associated isoprenylated plant protein 39-like. Gene Ontology annotation, molecular function: metal ion binding. Lineage: Eukaryota; Viridiplantae; Streptophyta; Magnoliopsida; Cucurbitales; Cucurbitaceae. The record is from RefSeq and is a predicted model, not a curated record.
ACCAUCUAUCAACUUCCCCCCCAAAAAAGAAAAAAAAGCUCCUCUUUCUCUCUCUCUCAACUUUUUUUUCUCUCUCCUACUCUGCCAAUUCUUGUUUGGACUCAAAUUUUCCUCCUUUAUUUUUUCCUCUCUUUUUUAUCUGGUACUACUAAGGCUGCUCAGAAAAUAAACCUCACUCUCUCCAUCUUUUUCAACAAAGCAUAAUUCUACUUGUGCUCUUCUUCUUCUUCUUCUUCCUCUCUCUCUCUCUCUCUCUCUCUCUCUCAUCAAAGCCCAUUUGUUCUUAUCCUUUCUCUUCAAUCUUCAUCCAUCCAUCUCUCAGUAAAACUCAACAAGCCAACUAUGAAGAAAUUCAUAUUGAAAUUGGAUUUACAUGAUGACAAGGCCAAGCAGAAGGCUUUAAAGACAGUCUCUACACUUUCAGGGAUUGAUUUAAUUGCCAUGGACAUGAAAGAGAGGAAGCUAACAGUAAUUGGGACAGUGGAUCCAGUGAAUGUAGUAAGCAAGCUGAGGAAAUAUUGGCCAACAGACAUAAUUUCAGUAGGGCCAGCAGUAGAGCCCAAGAAGGAAGAACCAAAGAAGGAAGAGCCCAAAAAAGAGGAAGCAAAGAAAGAAGAAGAAGGCAAGAAGGAGGAGCCAAAGAAAGAAGGAGAAGCCAAAAAAGACGAAGCGAAGAAAGAUGAGACGAAGAAGGAGGAUGACAAGAAAGACGAGCCAAAGAAGGAAGGCGAAAAGAAGGAAGAAGAGAAGAAGAAAGAGCAACCGCAACUGGCUAUGCCAAUGCCGAUGCCAAUGUCGAUGUCGAUGCCAAUACCGAUGCAGAUGCCAAUGCAAAUGCAACAACCUGACCCAGUUAUGGAAAUGGUUAAGGCUUAUAGAGCAUAUAACCCUCAUUUGACCACUUAUUAUCAUGUUCAUAGCAUGGAAGAGAAUCCAAAUGCUUGUGUUAUUUGUUAAGUAUUACUCUAUCUAUGGAGCCUUUUUAAGCCAAGGCAUUUUGGAAACAUUUGGUGUUGCAUUUGGUGAAUAUCUAAUCAGCCAAACCUACUACCCACUUUGAAGCUAAAGCUUUGUCUUUGUAGAUACGAAAAACACAAAUAUUAUGCCUUUUUGGUGUUUUGUUUAUUACCCAAAUAUUUUAGUUUAAUGUGUAAAAAUAUUCAAUAAA